This is a messenger RNA of Fusarium musae, 3375 nucleotides long. RefSeq lists its product as uncharacterized. Lineage: Eukaryota; Fungi; Ascomycota; Sordariomycetes; Hypocreales; Nectriaceae. Gene Ontology annotation, molecular function: ATP binding; protein kinase activity. Gene Ontology annotation, biological process: protein phosphorylation. The record is from RefSeq and is a predicted model, not a curated record. The coding region runs from base 1 to 3375 and encodes 1124 amino acids. The transcript is spliced from 4 exons.
AUGGAGUGUAAUCCUAUCGUUGACCCUCUGCUCCCCAUUUUCUGGGAACUGCCCACUCCAGACCCGGCAGCGUCACAGACCUUGGACGGCUUUUUCAACCCCGAGACCUUUGUCUAUACCUUCCAAACGGUUUCAGAAGAGCGUAUACCACAGCUAGACAGAGACGCCGAACACCAAUCUCCAUUCGGUAUCUCCGUUCCUGAUGAACUCUGUGCGACAUGGAAGCCCUUUGAUCCAUCUGAAGUGCAGAUUUGUCAUGAGAAAGUGAUCGGCCCGCCCUCUCAUACGCCGAGCAAGGUCCUUCUGAACGACGGGACAAUUGCAUUCCUUAAGCUCGCCCGCUGUGGCAAUACGCAGUCCAUCAAAAACGAGCUGCACACAUACGGGAAGAUCGAAAGAGCACAACUUGACCUCAAAGUGAAGGUUUCACGCCUCCACGGCCUAGUCCGUAACAACGAAGGUGUUAUCUAUGGUCUUUUACUCACGUAUAUUGACUGUAAGCGUAUGACACUUUCGUGCGCAGUACAACCGGGCACAGAAGUUUCAUUAAGGGAGAGAUGGGCUGUACAAAUUCAGGAGGCUAUUGGACAACUACAUAAUGCUGGAAUUGUUUGGAGUGAUGCCAAACCGGAUAACAUCCUAAUUGAUGUGAAUCAGGAUGCUUGGCUUAUUGAUUUUGGUGGCGGUUACACGGAGGGAUGGGUGCCUAAGACCCUUGCUGGGACAAUGGAAGGUAUCACCCGCACCAAGAUCAGCGAACUUGAAAAACAGCGAACUAUUUACGAAUCACGAAAGGAUAAAAUCCUAAAAGAGGCCAAUCAAGAAGUUGAUCGAACUGCAAGAAUCAACCUUCUCCUGGAGGGAGUUGAGAACCUCAAUGCCGAGGCUUUCAAAAGCCCUGCUGUCAAAAACAUCAAGCACUGGCUCAGUCAGUCAAAAUACGAUGUAUCUGUUCCAAGCGAGUUCAUGCAGGCCCAUGAAGAACUACUCAGGUCGCAUCUAGAAGUCCCAAGUCGGAAACUAGCACUGGGCCACCUCUACGCUCGGCUCAUCACGGAAUGGAUGACUGCCUCUCUUAGCGACCGUCCAGCCUCGGAGGAAGAAUCCUACGAGGUUUUGGAUCGGCAGAAGGAGAGACUGCAGGAGUUGUGCGACAAGUUUGAGCGUGUGGUCUUUGAACCGCUGGAGACCGAUGAAGUUGAGAUUGAUCUCUACCUUAACGAACUGUUUCAAGGUGGACAAAGUGAAGAGGGUGCCAAGUCGCUCAAGGCUCUGAGAGAGACAAUCGGCGACUCUUGCGAUGAGAUCUUUGGCGAAAAAGCGCCUUUUGAUUCUACGACACUUACGUGGUGUAUCAAUGGGUUACUCGCUGAGGAUCUGCUCAGCGACCAGAAACAGGCCAUUCUGCGAGACUUUCUUGAGAAACCUGUUGUUCUGGGAGAGAUCGCCGACGUCCUCAAUAUGCGUUUCUCCAACAUUGACAGCUGGGAAUGGGAUGCUGGCGAACAAGGCAUUCCCGUUCUUCCGAGACAGCAAUUGAACGGUAAAUAUAGAAUAUGGAUGGACGAGGAUGUCUUGCAAGCAAUUCUGAUCCACUACAUCGGGAUUAAGUGUUGCGUUGCUCUCAAACAGGCUCUCCACAGCUUUAUCUGGGAGAAUAACUUCUGGAGAUGGAACACCGGGCCAGAACCUAGCCUCGAUGAGAAGCAGCGCCGCAUGUAUUACUUGACCGGCGGAGCUACUACUGCCUCUAAUCUCGCCAACGAGAGAAGGAGACAGUACGUAAAUGAGUUCUUCAUGUCACAGCUGCCGGAAGAUGUUGAGACGAUUGGGGCUGGCGGGUAUACCGAUCCAACGGAAGAGCAAGACACCUCCCAGAAACCCAACAUCAAACAGAGCAUACUACGAACGCUCGCUACAGAGGCCACUGUUCAGAAAACCUUGAAGGGUGAAGUGUCGUUGAUACAGACCGAUCUCGAGUGGUUCGCCACGGGCUUGUCGCAUACAACUAUCUUUGCUACCAUGCGAUUCUUUGGAUAUACUGAAGCCGCCAUUUCGUUCUUCAAGAAGGUUCUCCAGGCGCCUCUCAACGUGCAGUCCUCCCCAGAUUCGCCGUUGACAGGUAGUCCAAGAGUGCGUCGUCGUGGAGUCCCGAUGGCUCACGCGCCAGAGAAACUUCUUGGCGAGCUUGUUCUCUUCGUCAUGGAUGUUGUGGUGAAUCAGCAGGACGGCAUGCUACUCUACCGACUGCAUGACGACCUAUGGCUAUGUGGUGAGCCAAUACACUGUAAGCGGGCUUGGGCUGCUAUGAACAAGUAUGCCAAAAUCCUCGGCCUCACCUUCAACAGGGGGAAAACCGGGUCUGUGUACAUAACCGAGGGAGAAAAAGAGCGAGAUGCCGAUGUUACCAGCGCUUUGCCUGAGGGCCCAGUCCGAGUUGGGCAUUUAUCUCUCGAUCCCAAGUCUGGGAUCUGGGAGAUCGACCGUGCGGAGGUAGAGGGGCAUAUGAAGCAGCUGAAGAAGCAAUUAGACGGAUGCAUAAGUGUGCUGGAAUGGGUUCAGACGUGGAACAGCUGCAUGGGACGGUUUUUCAGUCAUACCUUUGGUGAACCAGCACACUGCUUUGGUCUGCAUCAUGUUGAGAGCAUCCUCGAGACUUACCAGAUGAUGCAGAAGUUCUUAUUCCCCGUGGCGUCAGAUUCAUCACAGAGCAGUCAUGGAGCUGUGAGUCACAUCAAGCAUAUGAUACAGGAUCGCUUUGGGGUAGAUGUACCUGAUGCGUUCGUCCAUUUGCCUGAACGCUUGGGAGGACUUGGCCUACGGAAUCCCUUCUUGCCUAUUCUGAUGAUUCGGGAAAGCAUUGCAAAGAAGUCUCCGACGUCAAUUAUCCAGCAAUUCUUUGAUACGGAAAAAGAUACAUAUAAGCGAUACAAGAAGGACUUCGACGCUCUGGCAAGUGUCGACAGCCGUAUCAAUGAAGCUGUAAAGGCCGCAGGAAGUAUGAGUUCUGACACGUUCAAGAACCUGCUUUCGACUGACGAGCUCGAAAGCUUUUUCAGCUUCGAAGAAUACGCAAAACACAGGGAGUUGACGAGCAGUGCCUUGUUGGAGGCUUACGUGGCGCUGAGGACUGUACCAUGCGACAUUAGCCCAGCCUUGGACUCCGAUGUUUCGCGGACCCUGAAGCACGAGCUAGGCGUCAAUCUGAACAAUUCAGGCAGUAAGACGAAAGAGGUUCGGUGGGCGUUGCAGAUGUAUCGGGAUGUGUUGCGUCGUGACUAUGGAGGUUUGUGUCUGGUGGACAAGGAACACCUGCCGCUGGGUGUGUUGACAUUGCUACGGAGUAGAGCAGUAACAUGGACCAUGGUUCUGUAG